Molecule: messenger RNA, 3157 nt
Organism: Nerophis lumbriciformis (worm pipefish)
Lineage: Eukaryota; Metazoa; Chordata; Actinopteri; Syngnathiformes; Syngnathidae
Gene: fastkd4
Product: transforming growth factor beta regulator 4
Biological process (GO): regulation of mitochondrial mRNA stability; mitochondrial RNA processing
Cellular component (GO): ribonucleoprotein granule; mitochondrial matrix
Molecular function (GO): RNA binding
Source: RefSeq, a predicted model, not a curated record
UCUUGUGCGACAGCCUCCUCCAGCCACACUGUCCCCAUGUGAAGCGAUUUUGUUAAGUAAGUCAUUCAUUUUAUGAAUGACUUGUGCGUUAUUCCGACAACUGAUAGCCGGCGGCUGCUGUUUGUCAAUAGUGCUGCGAGAGAAGGCCAACGUGCGGAUUUGAGAGCACUUCCUCUCCGCGACAAGGUCAGCAUUUUCAAGUUACGUGACCGCCACACCGUAGCUGAGCCUACUUGGCUAAAUGGCUCAAGGCAUGUUAAAGGUUUAAUGGGGAAUGAUACCUGGUGCUGCUGAAUAGUGAGAACAUUCUUCUACCUGCUGCCUCCCACCUUCAGCCUGAUGGCCGCUCGUUUCCUGGGCAGGUACGCCCGCCUCCUCUUUAGGGUCACCACUCAGGCUCCAGCUACCCGCCAGCCUCCAUCAGCAAACCGGAUGAUCGGGCUGUAUGGGACUCAGUGCUGUGCUUUGGUCCCCAAGAGAUCGUUUUGCAAAGGCGGUGUGAUGGCGAAAGACAAGGUCUUAACAAGUGCGCCGCUUCGCACGGAGCUGGAAGAGGUGGUGGAGAAGGCGACUGUGCCGGAGGAAGUCCUGAAGGCCUGGGAACAACAUGGAGGAGAUUCCAAUCAAGCUACCAGUACACUGUUGGUUUGGACUAAGUUGAUGCAGAAGACAAAGGGCAAGUUUCAGCCAAACAGUCCAUCUUUGAUGGACGCGAGGGUGCGGGACAUGAUGGAGACUAUAAUGAAACAAUUACCAAGAGUGUGGAACAACAACUUGGUGGCCAUCUUGCGAGCUCUUUGGGUUAUCGGCCUCCCCAACACGGAUCCAGUGUUGCAAUCUACCCAAACAGAGGUCAUGUGGCGACUCCGUCGGCUAAACCUCAAGCAGCUAGCCUUCCUGGCGGAGUGCGGCACCGUCCCGACAUGGCAGCAUGAUGUGACGAUAGUGAACGCUGUGCUGAAACAGCUGGAACUGCGAUGGACGGAAAUCUCUGAUGCCAAAACUGUCAGCAUGCUAAUCGCCAUAGGACAACACAUGUCGCCGACGUUGAUGGACAGACUAGAAGACACGGCUUUAGCGCUUGCUGAAGGUUUUACGACGGAAGAAAUUCGCAAAGUGUGCGUGUCUUUAGCUUCCAUGGGCCGCAGAUCUGUGCCCCUUCUCCGGGCUCUGUCCUACCACCUCCUACAGAGGCCGUCAUCUGAAUUCAGCACUAAACUAAUACUGGACAUGGGCUUUUCAUACGGGAAGCUGAGUUUCCACCAGUCUCAAGUACUUAAGCGAAUGGUUGCCGAGUUGAUGCCCAAAGUCUCUGAACUAACUUCAAGUGAUGUCACCCGCUUUGCAAAGUCCUUGGGCUUACUCAAAUGGCUUCAUGUCCCGCUCUUUGAGGCCUUUGUAGAGCACUACCUGGAGCACAGUGAGAUGUACAGCGUUCUGCAGCUCUGCAACCUGCUCAUGGCGUUUGCCAGACUAAACUUCCAGUCUUGCAAAGGAGAACAGUUCUUUGGCAAGGUGCAUCCUGUACUGGAGAGCUCCCUCUCAGGCCUGGAACCUUUCCUUAGGACAGAUGUUGCAUGGUCGUUGUGUGUGCUACAGCAAGCCAGGCCUCACUAUCUCACCCCGCUCUUGCAGCAGGAUCAUGCUGCAAAUCUCUCAGAGGGCAGUCCUCCUCGAGCAGAGAAUUACCGACUAAAGCUCCUCCACCUCGCUGCCACGCUGCACUUGGAACAUCCUGAAUCACCAGAGACUGCAGACACCUCAUCCAUCAUGAACACUGUGCCUCAUACAGCCAGUAGCUCCACCCUUUCCUCACUGCAGAGCAGCCUGAGAGAGGCUUUGCACAAUUUGGUGGAUGGGAGGGCGGAGCUGUAUCGCGCUGGAGUCAACACUGUAUAUGGGUGGACUAUUGAGGGCGAGUUGCUAAUAGACUGUGACAACAAGCCCUUUGACUUCUCAAAGAUGAGAGCUCCUCAUCUUCUUGGUGGAUGGGGACAGCAGACGUUACCCGCAGGCUCACGGAAGAUCGCUUUUUUGGCUUGGGAAUUCUCUAACUUCAACAUCAAGAGUAAAGACCUACUGGGACGGUUUAGCAUGAUGAAGCGGCACCUGCAGCUGGCUGGAUUCAUCCUCGUGGAUGUUCCAUAUUACGAGUGGUUGGAGCUCAAGACGCAGCGUCAGAAGUUGGCGUAUCUGAAAGACAAGAUAGGGAAGGCUGUGGCCGAAGACAUGGCCAAGUGAACCAGGUGCUCUUCAUCACAUUUGCAGGCAUGGAGGCGUUCCCACUCAAAUGAAUCCACAAGGAAUAUUGCAGGGGAGAAAGAUAUAUAUAUAUAUAUAUAUACACACCGUAUUUUUCCGGAGUAUAAAUCGCUCCGGAGUAUAAGUCGCCCUGGCCGAAAAUGCAUAAUAAAAAGGAAAAAAACUUUUAUAAAUUGCACUGGAGUAUAAGUCACAUUUUUUUGGGAAAUGUAUUUGAUAAAACCCAACACCAAGAAUAGACAUUUGAAAGGCAAUUUAAAAUAAAUAAAGAAUAGUGAACAACAGGCUGAAUAAGUGUACGUUAUAUGAGGCAUAAAUAACCAACUGAGAACGUGCCUGGUAUGUUAACGUAACAUAUUAUGGUAAGAGUCAUUCAAAUAACUAUAACAUAUAGAACAUGCUAUACGUUUACCAAACAAUCUGUCACUCCUAAUCGCUAAAUCCCAUGAAAUUUUAUACGUCUAGUCUCUUACGUGAAUGAGCUACAUAAUAUUUGAUAUUUUACGGUAAUGUGUUAAUAAUUUCACACAUAAGUCACUCCGGAGUAUAAGUCGCACCCCCGACCAAACUAUGAAAAAAAACUGUGACUUAUUGUCCGAAAAAUACGGUGUGUAUAUAUAUAUAUAUAUAUAUGUAUGUAUAUAUAUAUAUAUAUAUAUAUAUAUAUAUUUACUGUGGUUCCCGUGGCAAUGUGUGGGGCAUUCCCUGUUACCAUGGAGAUGGCAGCAAGAGUUCUGGAGUUAGAAAUAAACCGAGGAGCGAGAGCUUCACUCGCUCUUUUAAGAUCCAGCUUUAAGGUGCUGCAUCUGUGAAGGACUUUUUCCUUUAUCAACGUGUGCGCUGCAGGACGCAUAAUCUGUCAAAUGAUGGUAAUCAAUAAAUGUGCGUGGAGUCA